AUGAAUAAUUUAGAGAUAUAAAAGGAGUAACAGUCUGAAAAUAAUGAAGACUGCGAAUUGGAAGCGGAUUCAGAUUCACUUCAAAACAGAUUGUUAUUGAAUAAUAUUCCAACGCCAUCUCGAACAGAAUCCGAUUUUUAGACAUCCAUAAAUAAAACUAUGCAGACAUAAUCAAUUUAAUAACUAAGCAAUCAUCAGAAAUGCGAAUAGCCAUCCCAAGAUUAGGAUACUCACUUAACUGAUCUCGAUCUCAAGAAAUAAACCUAAAUGUCGUAUAAUUCCUCUAAAUCAUCCAAAACCCAAUCACCCUUGAAAAUUAACUUACUACAAGCUUCGUUAAUAGCUAAAGAUUAAUUAAUACUAAACUUACAAGAAGAAGUUAAAUAAUUAAAAAAAUAGUAAAUUGAUAAAGAUAAAUAAAUGGCUGAUCUUUCAAGGAACUAUGAAAUCAAACUAUAGCAAAUGAGUGACAGAAUCACAGAUUUGGAAAAAAUAAUUAAACAAAAAGAUAAUGAUAUCGAAUAAUUCAAGAAUGGUAAUAAUACCCUAAAUCUACAGGAUUCAUCAGUUCUUACAAAUAUAUAAAAUGAUCCAAAAAAACUCAAGCACAAUGAAUUUCAACCUAAUGAAUUAUAAGCAUAUCGAUAGAGUGCAGAUUUAUAUCUCAAUAGCAAUUUUUGGUUAAUAUCAGCAGAAAGAAAACUCUAGGGUAACAAUCCAAUAAGCAAUUACUAAGCAAAAGAUAACAUAGAAGGAAAACAAUCUUAAUUAGUUUCAUAAUAGCAAAAAGGAAUUGAUAAGCCAUAUUAAAUGAGAUAAAGUAUACAAUCUAUGAAUUAAAUCAAGUAUAAUACUAACAUGUAAUUGCCUAAAUUAGGGGAUGGGAGUUCUCAAAUUAAUUUAUAAUAGCAUAAAUAUUAUCACACUAAUGUAAGGAGUUAGAGUCUUUAAUAACAGAAUUAUAAGAGUAAUUCAUCUCUUUCAUAACCUUAUAUUAAUAAGGAUGCUAUUUCAUAUGAUCCUGAUGGUUUGUUUGCUGGUUAAGAGAUAAAAUAGAUCUUUACUAAUUAAACUCCACUUAAGAUGGAAUCAUUAGAUUGGAAUUCAUAGCCAUCCAAUAAAUACAUGAUUACAUAUAAUCAUAAUUUGAAUUAAUCUAAAUUCGAUAUUAUUGAUAAAGCCUAAAAAUAAUAGAAUUAUAUUAAUUCAAGGAAACAAAACUCACAGAAGAUUUUUAAUAAAUAAUGA
Paramecium octaurelia is the source of this 1248-nucleotide messenger RNA. The record is from the annotation of a GenBank genome assembly. Lineage: Eukaryota; Ciliophora; Oligohymenophorea; Peniculida; Parameciidae.